UUUGAUAUUUUUGACAUUUUCCUUUGCCGGUACGAUUUAAAGGGACCCAUAAUAAACAGUGCAGAUGUUUUGCUAAGCGGCUUGUAAUUUUUAGCAAUCAUUAUUGUAUAGUUAUAGUUUAAAUUUAAUAAAGAGAUUAUUGUUUAACCUUGUCACUAUAAUAACUAAGCAGUAUAUUCCUAACUGUAAUCUGUCCUAAUGGACAAGACUGAGAAGAAAUCGGCCAGCAAGUGCAUAACGGAAAGUUGCAGAAACUAUGGCAUCACAACCAGACCGCAUGCCAGCAAUGGACUUUGGCUAGCAAGUCUCUUGUUCAUGAGUCAAGCCGUCAACGUUUGGAACCGAGACAAUCAUUCUGUUACGCUCAACUACAAACGAUCGACUAUCGUAAGCUUCGGUCUUCUCUUGCAUUCGAUUCUGAUAUUCAUAUCAUUGCGCUCCGGGAAAUGCCAACGCCCAGGAGUAAAAUUGCUCUAUACCCUGUUUAGCAUUGGAACAACCAGUAGCUUACUGAUGGUGUGUUUGAAGGACAACGCCAUCAUUAGCUCAGUUAGCGCCAUCCUGGUGGUGGUUUUAUAUGAUAGCAUUUAUUUCCGACUGCUGAAGCAGAUGCCCAAAAGCUUUACUCUAGGUGAAGCAACGGUAGUUGGACAGGGAUUGACCAUAUUCGCAUACUAUGCCUUUCUGCAGCUACCGAGGGUCGUUCUUGAUGCAAAGCCCUCCUCGGAUCUGAAUGUAAUGCAUCUUUUGUUGCAGGUAAUACUCCUGGGAAUCGGCGUUAUCCUGGCUUUGUGUCACCUCGUUCCGUUUUUGCGACACUCUGUUGUAUUUUAUUUAUUGACUACUGUUAUCGCUACUGGUACAGCCAUGUUUCCCAUUUUUGGCCAGCCAACAGUUCAAGUUUUAUUCAAGUUUAUCCUGAGUGACACUGAUCGCAUGCUGGUAAUUGCACUAUAUAUGACACUGCUGAUCGUGACAAGCGUUUUCGUAGUUUGGCAAAUCAACCGCCAGAUCAGCGCCAAUACGACUACCAGAAAAAUGUUUCACAUAAUCAUGGUACUGGUGUACCUUCCGGGACUUUGGUCACAAUGUACACUGCUCUUCCUAGCUUCCGGACUGAUGUUGGGAUUACUGCUUAUGUUAGAGGCUGCCCGCAUAAUUCAGCUAAAGCCACUUUAUCCAUCACUUGACAUGGCUGUACGUUGCUUCAUAGAUGAAAAGGAUGCAGGCCCGGUUGCUCUUACGCCGAUUUACUUGCUGGUAGGGUGUUCAUUGCCUAUGUGGCUACAUCCAAUGCCCUGUGAUUUAACCGACUCUGCAGGAUUAAAUUUACUAAAGCUGUUAGCGGGAGUUCUAUCGGUAGGAAUCGGAGAUACCAUGGCCAGCGUUUGUGGUUAUCUGAUCGGCAAACACAAAUGGCCUGGCACGUCCAAAUCCGUCGAGGGCACCCUGGCAAGUGUCGUCGGUCAGGCUGGUUUGGUGUUCCUACUAUAUAGAUUGAGCUUUAUUCAUUUGAAUACGUUACGAGCUGCUACUGCUGGUGCUGCUAUAAUCUUAAAUGCAAUCGUUGAGGCUAAAACUAAUCAAGUGGACAAUCUUGUAUUACCUUUGGUGACAUAUAUUGUGUUAGGUACUGCUUAGAGAAAACUGAAGAUUUAUAUAUUUAAUAAGAUACCGUUCUUUUAAUAAACUAAAGAAUGUUUGUAAUUUAUGUUGUUAA
This is a messenger RNA of Aedes aegypti (yellow fever mosquito), 1720 nucleotides long. It is a transcript of the gene Dolk, whose product is annotated as dolichol kinase. The record is from RefSeq and is a predicted model, not a curated record. Gene Ontology annotation, molecular function: dolichol kinase activity. Gene Ontology annotation, biological process: dolichyl monophosphate biosynthetic process. Bases 199 to 1641 code for a protein of 480 amino acids. The transcript has 4 exons. Gene Ontology annotation, cellular component: endoplasmic reticulum membrane. NCBI's taxonomy places the organism in Eukaryota, Metazoa, Arthropoda, Insecta, Diptera, Culicidae.